Messenger RNA from Triplophysa dalaica, 3482 nucleotides. RefSeq names its product adenosylmethionine decarboxylase 1 (gene amd1). The record is from RefSeq and is a predicted model, not a curated record. Bases 295 to 1302 code for a protein of 335 amino acids. Gene Ontology annotation, cellular component: cytosol. The transcript is spliced from 9 exons. Lineage: Eukaryota; Metazoa; Chordata; Actinopteri; Cypriniformes; Nemacheilidae. Gene Ontology annotation, molecular function: adenosylmethionine decarboxylase activity. Gene Ontology annotation, biological process: spermine biosynthetic process; spermidine biosynthetic process.
GGCUUCUCGAUCACGAUUGGUCGAAAUAAUGAUGACGUUUUCGGGAAGGUAAUAAAAGCUCCGCGCUGGCUGCAUUCUGCGCUUACACAGUAUGGCCGGCGAUAUUAGCUAGCAUUCGCCUACGGUAUUCUCUGUAAAAGGGGAAGACGGCAAAAAUCAAGGCAACUACACCUGGACUGCUCAAGGACUUUAACUAAUAAAGCUAAUAAAUUAUAACUACCGAUAACGGAUUAAUAUCAAUUGUAAUUCCAUCCGACGCUAUAAUUUCUGUUGUUGGAGUCUGUUUGUCUCACGAUGGAAGAAAGCAGUGCACACUUCUUCGAGGGGACCGAGAAGCUGUUGGAGGUGUGGUUCUCCCGUCAAGACGAAGCCAAAGGAACCGGGGAUCUGCGCACUAUCCCCAGAUUUGAAUGGGACAAACUUCUGGAGAAUGUGCAUUGUUUGAUUAUAAGUGUGACAAAGACUGACAAACAGGAAGCUUAUAUACUCAGUGAGAGUAGCAUGUUUGUCUCCAAGAGACGUUUCAUUUUGAAGACAUGCGGAACAACCCUCUUACUGCAGGCACUGGUGCCUCUGCUGGAGCUGGCCCGCGAGUACUGCGGCUUUGAUGCCAUCGAGAAUUUCUUCUACUCGCGUAAAAAUUUCAUGAAGCCCACCCAUCAAGAGUUCCCUCACCGUAACUUCCAGGAGGAGGUUGAGUUCCUCAGCGAGAUUUUUCCAAAUGGAGCAGCCUACUGUAUGGGACGCCUGAACUCUGACUGCUGGUACUUGUUUACUCUGGAGCAGCCUGAAUUCUGGGAAAACAAACAGGCGGACCAGACUCUAGAAGUUCUGAUGAGUGAUCUCGACCCAGCUGUGAUGGACCAGUUCUUUAUGAAAGAUGGUGUUUCUGCUAAUGAUGUCACUCGUAUGAGUGGAAUUUGUGACCUGAUUCCAGGUUCAGUGAUCGAUGCCACGCUGUUCAACCCGUGUGGAUACUCGAUGAACGGAAUGAAGACUGAUGGAACUUAUUGGACGAUUCACAUCACCCCCGAACCCGAAUUCUCUUACGUCAGCUUUGAAACCAACCUCUCCCAGACAUCCUACGACGAGCUCAUCCGCAAGGUGGUGGAUGUCUUCAAACCAGGGAAAUUCGUGACUACGCUUUUCGUCAAUCAGAGCUCCAAAUGUCGCAGCGUCUUCACUUCGGCUCAGAAGCUGGAGGGUUACCGUCUUCUCGACCGCCAGCUAGCUCACUUCAACGAUUACAACUUCCUCUUCACCAGUUACGCCAAGAACCGCCAGCAGAACCAACAGAUCUGACCCUCCCCGAUGAAGAAGCGUAAGAAGAAACAUCGCCGCCGUCAGGAACUUCUCGUCGGGCGGCGCGGUCUCGUCCUAUCUGGGAGGCGGAUUCUGUCUCCUGCCCUUAGAUCUUCCCUGAGUUUAACCCGUAUGCAUUCUCGUAACUGUAACGUAGAUCUCGUGCAUGAAAGCUCCUCUCGUGUCUUCUCGUGUGUACUAGCUCAUUCUUGCUGUGAUCUUGAAGUGCACGUAGAGUUACCGAACGCGCCGGCGAGCGUGAGGCAUGUCACGCCGUCACGGCGCGUGCAACGUUCUCUUCCCUUCCUGCAAGCGUCCCCUCGCAUCCCUCACAGACAAGGCUUCAGGCCUCACUAGACGAGGACCCUGACAUGCUCACAUCUCACCCGCGUGCUCCUUUAGACCAAAACAAGUUCCGUCGCUUUUGUUAACACAGUUUUGUACGUUCUCUCUGGGUUUCAUUUACUAUAAUGUGGGAAUUAAACUUUGUAUGUUUUUAAUGAUACAAAUAUAUACAUGCAAAUAUUUCCUAAAUGUUUACAUGUGUGUGAUUAUAAAUACAAAAUAAAUAUGCACGUACAUAUAUUACGUAAACACAAACUUUUAUUCUGGGUGCGAUUGAUCGCGAUUAAUUGUUAAACUUAAUUUCCUUUAGAUCGCUCAUCUGUGUAAAGGAAACGGUCUUAAAAAAGGAUCACUAACAAAUAAUAAGCAUAGCUUUAUCUGAUUUUCAUCAUCCUUCCAGAUAAACGUCAUUAUUUUAGAGGCUAGAGAAUGGUUCAUUCACUGGUCGCUCAAAGAUUAUUGACUUUUAUUGUUUGGCAAAUAUAGUCAGAAUAUGACACUACAUUUUGAGAAACAAAAAUUAUUUUAGUCGAACACGACAGUCAUUUUGCAAUGAAACCAUACGCUUCUAUGAACUUCGUUUAGUUUUGGUCACAAUGGAUCAGAAACUAUAUUUCUUGUUCAUCUGCUUUUCACCACAUGACCACUGAAUGUUUGAAAAGUUGAGUAAUGUAACGGUUUCCCUUCUUCAUCGUUGACGGUUUAAAUCUCGCAAUACAUCCCAUGAAGCUAGAAACACUCUUCUGUAAAUAAAUGAGCCUUUGUUGCAUGUGCACAAAUAAAACGCGCGGACUACUGUGUCGAACAAUAGUGAGAAACAUGAAGGACCCCGGGCUGUCCGGCACAGAGCCUGUUUAACACCCAGGCGCUGAAUUAAAACCGUCAGAGCGACACUUUCAGUGUGCCCAUCGCACAGCCAAGCGUUUUUCUUUUUUUUUUCAACAAAACGACUUGUCUGUCUUUUUCUCUAGCGGUAAGCACACAAUGGGCUGGCUUCUGGAUCUGAGCAUGUCGGGGUCAAACCGGAUCAUUCCACACCACUGCAAAAACGUGCAGGUUUAUCAAACAAAUCUUUACUGCAGCGCGUGUGUCCAAAACUUCAUUCCACCUCUACGAAAGACUGUUGUUUUUUUAAUAAACCCUCUUUUUGCAUCGAGGGAAAGUUUUGAUUGAAGUUUUUGUUCUGUUGCAUGCCACUGGCGUGUAGCGGGACGUUUCUGUGCGUCAUACGUGUUCAUACACUGAAAUGUUUUGAGUUUGAGUGAAUCUAAGGAUUCGGUUUAUUUCUCACUGCUGAUGUUGUGACGAUGCUGUCAUUUCUCCUUAAUAGCAGAAAUCUUCCACUACAGCCUGUUGAGAGAGAGAGAGAGAGAAAUAGAAAUAGAAAGAGUGAGAGAGAGUGAGAGAGAGAGAGUGAGGUGGUGAUGAUGAUGAUGAUGAUGAUGAUGAUGAUGAUGAAAGUCAUUUCUAUUGGAUUUUCCUGACAGGACAAUCAUGUUGUAUUUCACACGUGUUUGGAGGAGUAACAGCAUCACGUGUCACAUCUGUUUCUUUGUUUCGUUAAGGAAAGGGAGUGGGCAGUUGUGAGCAUUUCUCUGGUCUUUAUACACGGGGUGGGCAGAAAUGUUGAGGACCAAGUUUUAUAAAACGCUCCUUUUCUGAGCGUGUUCUGAGGUGGCGAGUGACUGUUGUGCUGGUGUGUGAAGGAUUCGUCACGUUUGGAAGGGAAAACUUUGCUGUCCUGAUUCUCUUGCUAUUUCCAUGGUUGGUCAAGAUGUGCUAAAUAUAUCUGUACUAAGAGCCUGAUGCUUUCAAUAAAGUAAAUAACUAUAAAA